AUGUAUCUAAAUGGAUCAAUAUUUCCACUUGUCUUGACUUUGCACUCUUUGGAAAUCCCUCAAACGAGCAUUUAUCCAGCAUUCAUGCUUGGAAUGACAACAUACUUGUUUAUCUUACUCUGCAAUCUAACAAUUGUUGUCACCAUUUGCUUGAACAGGAAUCUUCAUAAACCAAUGUACAUACUGUUGCUUAACAUGCCUAUCAAUGAUGCUAUGGGUGCCACAAGCCUUUUUCCUCAGCUGCUGUAUAGUAUAUGGUCUCAGGACAGAUCAAUAUCCUACCCUGCAUGUUUGCUUCAAGGCUUUAUUGUACACUUAUAUGGUGGGGCAUCAUAUGUUAUUCUUACUGCUAUGGCCUAUGACAGGUAUAUCGCUAUCUGUUGCCCGUUGAGAUAUGGAGCCAUUUUGACAACCAAUAACUUGGUGAAAAUCAUAACUGGGAUGUGGCUUUUUCAUUUUAGUGUCAUAAUUGUACUUUUCUCUCUUCUUCUGCCUCAUCAGGUUUGCCAGACAUACAUGGCAGAUCUUGUCUGUUAUAAUCCAUCUAUAAUGAAACUUAUGUGUGAAGAUACAAUAGUUAACAAUAUCUAUGGAUUGUUUACCAUUGUUUUAUACCACGGCCUUUCACUUUCUGUUGUGGCAUUUACAUACAUUAAUAUACUCAUCAGUUGUGUUACUAAUAAGCAGUCCGAUGCAAAGAUUAAGGCACUUCAGACAUGUGGUACUCAUUUGGUCGUCUUCCUUUUCUUAGAGUUUAACACUCUUUUUCCUCUUCUUUCACAUCGAUCUGAUAGUGUUCCAGCUCACCUACGCAGGGUGUUUUCUAUAUCAGUUCUUGUGUUCCCUCCCCUUGUGAAUCCACUCAUUUAUGGUUUUAAAACUAAAGAGAUCAGACAGAAAAUUCUCACCUGUUUUAAGAGGAAGAUAAUCAGUGUCUGA
Rhinichthys klamathensis goyatoka is the source of this 939-nucleotide messenger RNA. RefSeq names its product olfactory receptor 52J3-like. The transcript has a single exon. Lineage: Eukaryota; Metazoa; Chordata; Actinopteri; Cypriniformes; Leuciscidae. Gene Ontology annotation, cellular component: membrane. The record is from RefSeq and is a predicted model, not a curated record. Bases 1 to 939 code for a protein of 312 amino acids. Gene Ontology annotation, biological process: G protein-coupled receptor signaling pathway. Gene Ontology annotation, molecular function: G protein-coupled receptor activity; olfactory receptor activity.